AGUUCAUACGUAUACUCCGCGCAUACUCUCGCAGUUUCUCGAUUUUCAUUCCGUCAUUCGGACGUUUGUUGCCCCUUGUAGCUGUUCGUUGUGCCUUCGCAUAGCGGACUUUUGGUCAUCGUCGUGGUGAUGAUGGAGUGAAGUGUUUCCAACCGGUCCUGAUGUUCGACUUCAUUCUGACAUUACCCUUUUUGGUUUCGAUCGAGCUUAGCACUUCAAGGAGCCUGUCGUGUAAAUGGAAGAAAGCUUCAAAGCAGUUUGAAGCUUUCGGUGUGGUAUUCAUGGAACUAUGAACCUAGAUUCGUUGUCUUUUGCUUUGUCUUAUAUUAGUUACUCUGUGGCCAGCUUGACAAAGAAGAACUUCAAGUCCAGUGUUCAGGAGAUCUCUCGCCUCCUUGCCCUGCAUGGGUUUGAAGCAGAACGACAUCUGCUUCGUUGCCUUUUCUCCCACGUGGACUUCAGUGGUGAUGGUAAAAGCAGCGGGAAGGACUUUCAUCAGACCCAGUAUCUGAUCCAAGAGUUUGCCUCUGUUCUGAGCAAGCCAAAAUUUGUGUCCAGCAUUUGCUUUGCCGUCGAAAACCCUCUUCAUCAUCAGAAGAGCCUGCGAGCAACUCCGUCACUCCUGCCUCAGAUCAGUAGGGUCUUGAGGCUUAGCCGAGCGCACGAGGUUGUUCUGGGCACUUCUUUGUUACACUCGUCAAGUGGAGAACUGCGCCUUUGUGCCAUCCAGUUUAUUCGGCACAAGCUUCCGGACUUGAUUCGCUCAUACACCGACUCUGACACCUCAUCGGGACAAGAAGGGGGCCUUCAGGACUGCACUCCAGAGGCUCUCCAUCUCUUGUUGGUCGAACUGCUGAACAAAACCCCCGAGCACUACGGCAUUAGCACGGAGCUGAAGGAAGCCUUCUUUGAGAAUCUGAGGAAAGACUUUCCCCAGGACCGGGUGCCAGUUGUACUAGCCCCACUUCUCUACAGCGAGGCUUCUGAUGUGCUGAUGGAGAAAGGGAUGACCGAGCCAUCCUCAAACAUGUCCAAACCCAUGGAGCCCUCGCAUGUUGAACUAAUCAAAGAGGUGGGCUACGGCUUCACUGCAAGCGUGGAGGAAUGUCGCCAGGGGCUGAUGGCUAUGGGCCUUCGAGACCCCGGUCCGUGCAUGGUGGCUCGGGUGCUGUGCAUGAUGGCCAACACUCACACGGGCCUCACGGAACCCCUCCAAGGUCUGGGAUCCUCUGCGACGGGCUCGUCCAGUUGGGGCCCGGACAAGGACUCUGGCCACGCCUCGUGGAACAUUGACAUCUUCGUCCAGGCUCUCUACGACCUGGUCCCGAGCUUGAACUGGAAGGAUGUGGUGGGAGAACUGGACUUCCCAGGGUUCUUUGUGAAGGAUCGGCAGGGCCUCAAGCUGCUGUGGCAUGGCCUCUGUCGGGGCCUUGGUAACGAGCCGUUCCCCACGGACCGCCUGUACCGCGCUUGGCGCAACCCCGACUCACAGUUCUCCUUGUUCCAUCACAUCAUAAAGAACUCGGACAUAGUGUGCCUGACCGACUACAAGUACAGGCCCGUGUCCAUGGAGAUACUCAAAGCCCUCCCCGAAGACGACAACCGGGACGUUUCCAACUGGAAGUCCUUAGACCUCAUUGAGACGCUCCUGAACCUGACCGAAAAAGUCCACAGUUCGGUGCAUGUUCAUGACCUGUUCAAGUACCCUGUCCAGCACUGCCCCGACUUGUUGAUGCUGGGCUUACUGCAGGCCUCGGGACCCAUGCAGGCAUUUCGUCACGAGCUCUUGACCAACCUUGUGUUUUUGUUCUUGAGCAACCACCCCAACUCUGCCAUUGUACUGCAAGCUGCCUGGAAUGUUCAGAACCAUGUGACCGUGGUGCGAUCAUUGAUCAUGCAUGCUAUGGCGGACUGGUAUGUGCGUGGCGGAGAGUGCGAGCAAGGACGCCUCUCUCGGAUCCUGGAUGUGGCCCAGGACCUGAAGGCUCUGUCGAUGCUGCUCAGCGGCAACUCGUUUCCCCUGGUCAUUGACUUGGCCUGCCUGGCCUCUCGCCGGGAGUACCUCAAGCUCGACAAGUGGCUCACCGACAAGAUUUAUGAGCACAAGGAGCCUUUCAUUCAGCAUUGUGUCAACUUCCUGAAGCGUCGCUGUCCCCAGAUCUUGGGUGGCAUUGUGAAGGAAGAAAACCUCCCAAAGAGUGCCCAGCUGCCGCCCGAGACUCUGGCCACUAUGCUCUCUUGUCUCCAGCAGUAUGCUGCGAAUGUGAGCCAGGAUCUGUCGGAGACAAUUCUGACCAUGGUGGGGAACUGCAGCAUCCUGUUGAACAAGCCGCGACAACCACCGCCGGGCGUCGUCAAGACCCCCCGUGGCCUGGAGCCGGCAUUCUCGUCUGCCAGCCUCAAUCCACCUCAGGCUGCUCAGCAGCAACAGCAGCAGAUGGAGGUGUUGAACUCGCUGGGAAGUUCGAUGGCGGGCCUGUCGCUGGGCAGUUCGGGUCCGACGGGACCCCUAGUGGGGCCUCCCGCCCCACUGGCGUCUGGGCCAGGAGGUGGCCCUCCACUGUUUGCGGGGGCCUUUGCCACUCCCGGCUCUCCUGCCAAGCUGUUUGCAGGACCCCCCGGCGCCGUAGGGGCUAGCACCACAGGGCCGCCGGCCCAGGGGGCCAACUUCUCGAGUGUGGUGCCCACCCUCGGCACUCAGCUCCAGGGGCAGUUUGGCUCUCAGCUGGAUGUGUCAAACAUUCUGCCAGAAAUGAACCAACCUGUGUCCAAGGAGAUUGAAGACGAAGCAAAUGGCUAUUUCCAACGAAUUUACAACCAUCCACCUCACCCAACAUUGUCUAUUGCGGAAGUACUGGAUAUGCUCAAGCGCUUCCAGGAAUCCCCGAACAAGUCUGAAAGGGAUGUUUUCAACUGCAUGAUCAAGAACCUCUUUGAAGAGUACCGGUUCUUUCCACAAUAUCCGGAGAAAGAAUUGAUCAUAACAGCCCAACUCUUCGGCGGAAUUAUUGAACAGAGCCUUGUAACGUACAUGGCCCUUGGUUUGGCUUUACGAUAUGUGCUUGACGCAUUGCGGAAGCCAUACGGCACCAAGAUGUACUACUUCGGCAUUACUGCUUUGGACAGGUUCAAAAGCCGGUUGAAGGACUACCCACAGUAUUGCCAGCACUUGGCUUCCAUCGCCCACUUCAAGGACUUUCCUGAACAUUUGAAAGAGUAUGUGGACUGCGGGGCACGUUCACAAGAGCCCCUUAACCGACCCCAGGGUCAGACCCUGCCCCACAAUCUGGCGAUGUUGGCCCAGGGCCUGAACCCGGCAACCACGACAGCAGGGGUGACUGUCCGUCCACAGCCGGCUCCGGCCUCUGCGCCCUCUUCGGGUACAGGCCUGUCUGCAACCGCUGGAGGUGUCGCCAAGCCCACUGCGGUAGGCGCCAAGCCCUCCAUAGCAAAUCCAACAAAUAUAGACACUCUGCUGGGAGCCACGGAGAAGGACGACAAAUUAGUGAUUCCCCCAGAGAGUGUCCAGGACAGAGUGUCGUUCAUCAUCAACAACCUGUCGCAGAUGAAUCUCCCUCAAAAGACAGAAGAGUUCAAAGAGGUGGUGAAGGAAGAGUACUGGCCCUGGUUUGCUCAGUACUUGGUUAUGAAACGGGCUUCCAUCGAGCCCAACUUUCACACGCUGUAUGCAAACUUCUUGGACACUGUGAAGGUUCCAGAACUCUCCAGGCUAGUUAUCCGGGAGACGUUUCGGAAUAUCAAGGUGCUCCUGACAAGCGACAAAGCACUGGCCAACUUCUCUGACAGGUCUUUGCUCAAGAGCCUCGGACAUUGGCUCGGAAUGCUCACCAUGGCAAAGAAUCGACCCAUUCUGCUAGUUGACAUGGAUAUCAAGUCCCUGCUGAUCGAGGCGUUCCACAAAGGGCAGCAAGAGUUGCUCUACGUGGUGCCCUUUAUCGCCAAGGUCGUGGAAUCCUGUUCAAAGAGCAGGGUGUUCAAGCCUCCAAACCCAUGGACAAUGGGCAUUCUGAACGUGCUCUCUGAGCUACACCGAGAACCUGAACUGAAACUGAACUUGAAGUUUGAGAUAGAAGUCCUGUGCAAGGCAUUCAACCUUGACCUCAACGACCUGAAGCCAGGACUGGUCUUGAAGGACAUGGAGUUCCGCAAGCGGCUCGACCCACAACUGUCGCCGCGGCACAAGCCUGACAGUCCCCCUCUGGCACCCUCAAGCACGGCGGUAGCGCCUCCAGUGGCCGCUGCUGUGGCACCCACUGCCCUGGUUCCUUCACUGCCUCCAGGGGUCUCUGGAGGUCCUGGGGGGACGCCGGCUGGGCUGCCACCUCCCCAGCCCGAGGAGGCUCCAACCUCCCUGGGGGCUGCCGCCCUGGGACCCUUUCCCCAGCCACAGUUUUCGUACCAUGACAUUAAUGUUCUCUCAAUGUCCAACUUGGCUCAGCACGUCCAAAUCAACAGUAAGCUUCCACUGUUCCAGGCACAUCCACAUUUGAAGCAGUACGUUCGCACAGCAGUUGAACGUGCCAUACAGGAGUGGAUUAUGCCUGUCGUAGAGAGGUCACUGAAGAUUGCUCUAACGACGUGCGACCAGAUAGUUCGCAAGGACUUUGCCCUUGAUCCCGAAGAAUCUCGACUUCGUGUGGCAGCCCACCACAUGGUGCGCAGCUUGACUGCAGGCAUGGCAAUGAUCACCUGCAGGGACCCAAUGUUGAUGACCAUUAGCAACAACCUCAAGGCGGCCUUUCAUACAGCCCUCAGGCUCCAAGGAGCAAGCCUUCCUCAAAAGGACCUCUUGGAACAAGCAACAACAGUUGUGUCCCAAGAAAAUGUGGAGUUGGCCUGUUGUUUCAUCCAAAAGACUGCCAUUGAGAAAGCUAUUCCAGAGAUUGAUAAGAAACUUGGCCAGGAAUAUGAGUUCCGUAAAGGUGCCCGCGGUGAGGGCCGCCGCUAUUGUGAUCCCGUGGUUCUGACAUACCAGGCGGAGAGGAUGCCCGAACAGAUACGACUCAAGGUCGGCUGCGUGACGCCUCAGCAGAUGGCUGUGUACGAAGAGUUUGCCCGCAACAUCCCGGGCUUCCAGCCCAUCUCGGAGCGCGACCAGCCUUCCCUGUUUCUCCCCAAACCUGUUGUUCGUCAGACAGGCUUCAGCAGCGGGGUGGACGACAUGACCCACCUGUACGACAAGAUAGUCACGGAUUUGGAGCAGCAGGUGCACGGCCUGCUGGGCACGGUGGUGCCUUCGAACCCACAGGUGGCUGCGCUGCACGUACUGCACGAGGCCGUGCUCGUGGCUCGGAACUCCCGCGACGCCGUCACGGCCAUGGCCCUGCUCCAGAAGACAGUGGAGAGCAUGGCGGAAGGGCUGAACCACUCCAUGGGGACGGAUCCCGAGACGGCGCUGCGCUUCCGGGAGGCCCACUUGGCCGUGCUGAAGGCCCUGGCCGAGGGAUACGGCCACCCCUGGGCCGCCAAGCACAUUACCCGUUUUCUCCUCGACCUUCGGGAAGAGGUGCGCUGGAACGUGGACAUGGUGGACCCUCUGCUGCGCUCGGGACUGCUUGUCCUCACCACCUUUGACCUGCACUUGGCACAGGCGAUGGAUAACGGGAUGAACUAUCCGGCCGUAGACUUUGCCAAGCACCUGGUGCGGCUCUAUUUUUCGGAAGGUCGCCACGGCGACUACAACCUCUCCGAGUCUGACCUUGGCAACACCUUUGAGACGCUCGUCCGCAUCAAUGCGCAAAACAGACAGCCUCAGGAAGGGCUGUCCCAGGUGAUGGAGAUGCUGCGUGGUGGGGGCGGCGGGGGCGCGGUGGAGUACGGGGGCGUGCCCAGCAGUGGGCCCAUGUCGAUGAUGCACUCGGGUAUCAGUCAGGCGCGCGAGUACGAUGACCCCCCUGGCCUGCACGAAAAGACGGAGUUCCUGCUGCGAGAGUGGGUCUCCAUGUACAACACUCCGAAUGCGGGCAAGGACUCCACCAAGGCCUUCCAGAUCUUCGUGCAGCAGAUGAACGUCCAAGGCAUCCUCAAGACCGACGACCUCAUCACUCGCUUCUUCCGUCUGAGCACCGAGAUGUGCGUGGAGCACUGCUACCGGGCUCUGCUGGAGCAGACGCCAGCCAACGUGACCAUGGUGCGCUCCAAGUGCUUCAACUCCCUGGAUGCCUACAUGCGCUUGAUUGCCCUUUUGGUCAAGCUGAGUGGAGAUGCUUCCAAUCCAACAACCAAAGUCAACCUCCUCAAUAAGGUGCUGGGCAUUGUGGCGGGUGUGCUGCUGCAGGAUCACGAAUCUCGCGGGGUGGAGUUUCAGCAGCUACCGUACCACCGCAUUUUCAUGAUGCUCUUCUUGGAGCUGAGUGCCCCGGAGCCCGUACUGGAGGCCAUAGGCUUCCACGUCCUGAUGGCCUUCUGCAACACGCUGCAUGUGCUGCAACCCUGCAAGGCGCCGGCCUUCGCCUACUCAUGGCUGGAGCUCAUCUCGCACAGAGUAUUCCUGGGCCGGGUGCUGGCCCUCACGCCGCAGCAGAAGGCCUGGGGAAUGUUUGCCCAGCUCCUCAACGACCUGUUCAAGUUUCUGGCGCCAUUCCUGCGCAACGUGGACCUCGAGAAGCCCAUUCAGCUCCUGUACAAGGGCACGCUGCGGGUGCUGCUGGUGCUGCUGCACGACUUCCCGGAGUUCCUGUGCGACUACCACUAUGGUUUCUGCGACCUGAUCCCGGCCAACUGCAUCCAGAUGCGCAACCUGAUCCUGAGUGCCUUCCCUCGCCACAUGCGCCUGCCGGACCCCUUCACGCCCAACCUCAAGGUGGAGGUGCUGCCCGAGAUCACCCAAGCGCCCCGGGUGCUCACCAACUUUGCCUCUGUGAUCCAGCCGCAGAGCUUCAAGAAGGAUCUGGACUCCUACAUCAAGACUCGGGGUCCCGUGACAUUCCUGUCGGAGCUGCGGAGCAACCUCCAGGCUACCACGGAGCCGGGCAUGAACUACAAUGUUCCCCUCAUGAAUGCUCUCGUGCUCUAUGUGGGCACCCAGGCCAUUGCUUACAUCCAGAGCAAGAGCCUGACUCCCAGCAUGAGCACCAUCACGCACUCUUCCCACAUGGACAUCUUCCAAAACCUGGCUGUUGACUUGGAUACCGAAGGGCGCUACCUGUUCCUGAAUGCAAUAGCCAACCAGCUUCGCUACCCGAACAGUCACACUCACUACUUCAGUUGUACCCUGCUCUACCUUUUUGCUGAAGCCAACACUGAGGCCAUCCAGGAGCAAAUUACCAGGGUGCUGCUGGAACGCCUUAUUGUAAAUCGUCCACAUCCCUGGGGUCUCCUGGUUACCUUCAUCGAUCUCAUCAAAAACCCAACUUUCAAGUUUUGGACCCACGAGUUCGUCCGCUGUGCUCCUGAGAUUGAAAAGUUGUUCGAAUCAGUGGCACGGUCCUGCAUGCAGCAGAAGCCACCGACGGAGCCUUCGGGUUAACCCAGGGCAGCAGCUCAUUCUUCCUUCACAAGAUUGUGUUCCUCUGUUUUUACUUGUAUCGACAUUGCAGUGCAGUGCAUUAUUCCACGCAGUUUCCCAUGACCACAUUCACUUUGUACAGGAGGGAAGACGUGCUAGGUGCACCCUGGGUGUUUCUAGUCCGAGUCUCGUAAAUAAAUGGUUGUGGGCAUGAGUAA
Molecule: messenger RNA, 7686 nt
Organism: Ixodes scapularis (black-legged tick)
Lineage: Eukaryota; Metazoa; Arthropoda; Arachnida; Ixodida; Ixodidae
Gene: Not1
Product: CCR4-NOT transcription complex subunit 1
Exons: 43
Coding region: 290-7489 (2399 amino acids)
Biological process (GO): nuclear-transcribed mRNA catabolic process, deadenylation-dependent decay
Cellular component (GO): P-body; CCR4-NOT core complex
Molecular function (GO): molecular adaptor activity
Source: RefSeq, a predicted model, not a curated record